Sphenostylis stenocarpa is the source of this 1932-nucleotide messenger RNA. The record is from the annotation of a GenBank genome assembly. Lineage: Eukaryota; Viridiplantae; Streptophyta; Magnoliopsida; Fabales; Fabaceae.
AUGAAGCAAGGAUCCGGCCAUGCUAUAUUCACUGCAGAAUGUUCACAUUCCUUCCAUUUCCACUGCAUUGCUUCAAAUGUGAAACAUGGAAACCAAAUAUGUCCAGUGUGUAGAGCAAAGUGGAAGGAAAUACCCUUAUCGGGUCCCAGUUUGGAGCCUCUCCCUGGCAGAGUUUCACCAAGUCCAAUCAAUUGGCCCCAAAAUGAUGCUUUGAUGGCAGUGGUCCAUCGUCUACCCCUACCCCAUCCUCACCGUGAUUUGAAUAGGAGGCAUGUCGUGCCACUUUAUCAAGCUUCUGAGCCAGGCAUAUUUGAUGAUGAUGAAUCCUUGAAUCAUCAACAUGUGUUUUCUGAUAGAAGUCCUUGCCAUGUGAAUACUAAAGAUACUGAGGCUGCUAGAGCAAUGGAGAUUAAAACAUUCCCAGAAGUAUCUGCUGCUCCAGGAUCCAAGACUCAUUCUAACUUCACAGUUUUGGUUCAUCUCAAAGCAACUGCAGCCGCAGCUGCUGCUGCAGCCAAAAGACAAAACCUUAGUAGAAACCAGGCAAACUUGGCACCGAUUUCUCAGACUCCUCGUGCCCCUGUUGACUUGGUCACAGUGCUUGAUGUGAGUGGUAGCAUGGCUGGAACUAAGCUUGCACUACUCAAAAGAGCUAUGGGAUUCGUCAUACAGAACCUUGGCUCUAAUGACCGGCUCUCUGUUAUUGCUUUUUCUUCCACAGCUCGCCGCCUAUUUCCCUUGUGCAGAAUGACUGAUUCCGGGCGGCAGCAGGCAUUGCAAGCUGUUAAUUCUUUGGUUGCAAAUGGUGGUACCAAUAUCGCCGAAGGGCUGAGAAAAGGUGCCAAGAUAAUGGAAGAUCGAAAGGAAAAGAAUCCAGUUGCCAGUAUUAUUCUGUUGUCUGAUGGUCAAGAUAAUUACACUGUCAAUAGCUCUGGAACUAACCAGCCUCAACUAAAUUACCAGUUUCUUCUGCCCACCUCUAUCAGUGGUGGUGAUAAUUCAACAUUUCAAAUUCCCGUGCAUGCUUUUGGAUUUGGUGCAGAUCAUGAUGCUUCUCUAAUGCACUCAAUUUCAGAGAUUUCUGGUGGCACAUUUUCUUUCAUUGAGACCGAAGCUGUGUUACAGGAUGCGUUUGCACAAUGCAUUGGAGGACUUCUGAGUGUAGUUGUUCAGGAGCUUCAAGUGGGAAUUGAGUGUAUACACCCAAAACUCAGUCUUGUCUCGCUAAAAGCAGGAAGUUACCCAAGCCGUUUGAUUGCUGAUGGACACAAAGGAUUGAUUGACGUUGGAGACCUGUAUGCCGAUGAAGAGAGGGAUUUUCUUGUUUCACUCGAUGUCCCAGCUACAUCUGACAAUGAAACAUCAUUGAUAAAGGUCAAAUGUGUAUACAAGGAUCCCUUAACUCAGGAAACAGCAACAAUGGAAAGUGAGGAAGUUAAGAUUGAAAGGACAGAAAUUGCCGGGCAGGUAGUAAUGUCACUUGAAGUGGACAGACAACGCAACAGGCUCCAUGCAGCCGAGGCAAUGGCUCAGGCUCGUGUUGCAGCUGAACGAGGGGACCUAAGUGGAGCAGUAUUAAUCCUUGAAAACUGUAGAAAGAUGCUGUCAGAGACCAUUUCAGCCAAAUCUCACGACCGUCUUUGUGUUGCAUUGGAUGCUGAACUUAAGGAAAUGCAAGAGCGGAUGGCGAGUAGGCAUGUGUAUGAAGCAUCUGGGAGAGCAUAUAUACUCUCUGGAUUGAGUUCACACUCAUGGCAAAGAGCAACAGCAAGAGGUGAUUCCACUGAUAGGUCAAGUCUAGUUCAGGCAUAUCAGACACCUUCAAUGGCUGAGAUGCUUACUCGAUCUCAGGCCAUGUUACUAGGUAGUCCAUCAGGGCAGAGGCUUCUCCAGCCACUGUUGUCAGUCAGAUCACAACCAAGCCCAAGGUGA